Molecule: messenger RNA, 4300 nt
Organism: Magnolia sinica
Lineage: Eukaryota; Viridiplantae; Streptophyta; Magnoliopsida; Magnoliales; Magnoliaceae
Product: protein transport protein SEC31 homolog B
Exons: 22
Coding region: 162-3611 (1149 amino acids)
Biological process (GO): intracellular protein transport; COPII-coated vesicle cargo loading; endoplasmic reticulum to Golgi vesicle-mediated transport
Cellular component (GO): endoplasmic reticulum exit site; COPII vesicle coat
Molecular function (GO): protein binding; structural molecule activity
Source: RefSeq, a predicted model, not a curated record
UCCCCUGCGCGAAGUGCCUUUGACACUCAUCUCUCGCUCCUCUCCUCUCUCUAUAAUAUCUCACCGGAGAAGGAGAGAUUUCGAUCGCCAUCGCCAGAUCUCUUCGGUUGUGCCGUCCGAUCUCUCUAUCUCUCUUUUUCUCUCUCUCAGCCAUCCCAGCCAUGGCUUGCCUAAAGGGUGCUUCGCGAUCUGCCUCGGUCGCCAUCUCUCCCGAUGCCCCCUACCUUGCAGCGGGUACGAUGGCCGGAGCCGUCGAUUUGGCCUUCAGUUCUUAUGCCAAUCUCGAGAUCUUCAAGCUCGACUUCCAGUCGGACGACCGUGAUCUCCCCGUCGUCGGAGAGUGCCCCAGCAGUGAGCGCUUCAACCGUCUGUCCUGGGGCAAGACCGGAUCUGCCACUGAGGAAUUCUCCUUGGGCCUCAUCGCUGGUGGCCUUGUCGAUGGCAACAUCAGUAUCUGGAAUCCGCUCUCUCUCAUCCGUUCACCAGACAUUAACAGUGCUCUUGUUGGACGUCUUCAGAAGCAUUCGGGACCUGUUCGUGGUUUGGAGUUCAACAUUCAUUCUCCAAAUCUACUUGCUUCUGGGGCUGAGGAAGGAGAACUUUGCAUAUGGGAUCUAUCAAAUCCAGUGGAACCUACUCACUUCCCAUCUCUGAAGGGUGUUGGAUCUGGUACUCAGGGUGAAGUUUCUUUCCUAUCAUGGAAUCACAAGGUUCAACAUAUUCUAGCGUCUACUUCUUACAAUGGAACGACGGUGGUUUGGGAUCUAAAACGGCAGAAACCAGUAAUAAGUUUUUCAGAUUCAAAUAGAAGGCGAUGCUCAGUUUUGCAGUGGAAUCCUGAUCUCGCCACCCAGCUUAUAGUUGCAUCCGAUGAUGACAGUUCACCUUCUUUGAGACUUUGGGACGUGAGGAACACAAUAUCACCGCUGAAAGAGUUCGUGGGGCACACAAAAGGUGUAAUUGCCAUGUCAUGGUGUCCUAAUGACAGCUCGUUUUUACUUACUUGUGCCAAAGAUAAUCGAACUAUUUGUUGGGACACAGUUACUGGGGAGAUAGUUUGUGAAUUGCCAGCCAGCACCAAUUGGAAUUUUGAUAUUCAUUGGUACCCAAAGAUACCUGGAGUAAUAUCAGCUUCUUCUUUUGAUGGGAAGAUCGGCAUUUAUAAUAUCGAGGCUUGCAGUAGGUUGGCAUUUGGAGAAGGCGACUUCACUGGCACAUUGUCAACUACAGGGUCUUCAGUGAAUUUGAGGGCCCCAAAGUGGUUGAAACGUCCAGUGGGGGCAUCUUUUGGUUUUGGAGGAAAGCUGGUUUCAUUUCGCCCUAGCUUAUCAACUGCAGGUGCUCCCUCUGGAAAUUCUGAGGUUUAUGUGCAUAAUAUAGUCACUGAACUUGGUUUAGUGAGCCGUUCCACUGAAUUUGAAGCUGCAGUACAAAAUGGGGAAAAGUCUUCAUUAAGGAUUUUAUGUGAUACAAAAUCUCAGGAGUCCAAAACAGAAGAUGACAGAGAAACAUGGGGUUUCUUGAAGGUUAUGUUUGAUGAUGAUGGGACAGCUAGGACGAAGCUACUCGCCCACCUUGGUUUCAGUGUUCCCACUGAAGGAGAUGAGAACUUACAAGAUGAACUUGUCCAGGAAAUAACUAACACUCUAAGUCUUGAUGAGAGGACCACAAACAAAGCAGCGUUGAUGGAUAGUGGAGAAGGCAGUUUAUUCACUACUGAUAAUGGGGAAGAUUUCUUUAACAACCUAGAGACCCCUAAAGCAGAUCCACGUUUUUCACUUUCUGGUGAUGACUUUAAAGUUGGUGGUGAUGUUAUACCCAAUGGAGAACAAGAAACGGAACUGCAAGAACUGGCAGAAAGCUCUGACUCAUUUGAUGAGGGAAUUCAAUGUGCUUUAGUUGUUGGAGACUACAAGGGAGCAGUUUCACAGUGCAUCUCCGCAAAUAGAAUGGCUGAUGCUUUAGUUAUAGCUCAUGUGGGUGGUGCUACCUUGUGGGAGAACACUCGUGAUCAGUAUCUUAAGAGAAGUCCUUCAUCUUACUUGAAGAUUGUCUCUGCAAUGGUGAACAAUGAUCUCAUGAACCUUGUUAAUACCAGGCCUCUGAACUCUUGGAAGGAAACACUUGCCCUUCUCUGCACGUUUGCACAAAAGGAGGAAUGGACUGUUCUGUGUGACACUCUGGCCUUGAGAUUGAUGGUUGCUGGUAAUACACUAGCUGCGACUAUCUGCUACAUCUGUGCUGGAAAUAUUGAAAAAACAGUAGCAAUUUGGUCACGGAGUCUGAACUCUGAGCAUGAGGGGAGAAGCUAUGUUGAUCUUCUCCAGGAUUUAAUGGAAAAGACAAUUAUCCUUGCUUUAGCAUCUGGACAGAAGCGACUUAGUGCAUCUUUAUCCAGGCUUGUAGGGAACUAUGCUGAACUGUUAGCUAGCCAAGGGCUUCUAACAACUGCAAUGGAGUAUUUGAAACUUCUGGGAUCAGAGGAAUCUUCUCAUGAACUUACUAUCUUACGAGAUCGCUUAGCUCUCUCUGCUGAAGAGAGAGAGGCAGCAAAAACGUCCCAUUUAGAUAAUGUUCAAACCCAAACAGACUCCAGUUACAGUCUAGGUCAAUCCAGGUUUGGUGUAGCUGAUGCCUCCCAGCAUUAUUAUCAGGAACAGUUGCCGCCGCAUCAGCAUCAUAAUGUCCAACACAGUCCUUAUGGUGACAGUUAUCAACAGCCACCCAAUGCUGUGUAUGGGGGAGGAUAUCAACCCAUGCAGCAGACACCACAGUUCCCAGAAUAUAUUACCCCUCAACCACUUCAGCCAACACAACCCCCCCAGAUGUUUGUCCCAACACAGGCACCUCAGGUUCCACCGACAACUUUUGCUCCAUCGCCUGUCUCCGCACAGCCUGCAGUGAGGCCCUUCAUUCCUUCAACACCACCUAUGCUAAAAAAUGUGGAGCAAUAUCAGCAGCCAACUUUGGGUUCUCAGCUGUACCCGGGAGUUUCUAACUCAGCAUAUCAACCUGGACCACCUGGAUCUGGUUCACUUGGUGCCGGUCCAUCUCCAGUGGGACCAGUUCCUGUCCACAAGUUGCCUCCUGUUAUGGCACCUACCCCGGCACCUAGGAGUUUCAUGCCAGUGACUAAUCCAGGGUUUGUUCAAAGACCUGGACUAGGUCCUGUCCAACCGUCUAGUCCCACCACCCAGCCAGCACCGGUACAAACAGUGGUGGCACCUCCAGCUCCUCCACCUACAGUGCAGACAGUUGAUACUUCGAAUGUUCCUGCUGAACUGAGGCCUGUCAUCACAACAUUGACAAGACUUUACAAUGAGACAUCAGAAGCACUUGGAGGUUCACGUGCAAAUCCAGCUAAAAAGCGUGAGAUCGAGGACAAUUCAAGGAAAAUUGGGGCACUAUUUGCAAAGCUUAACAGUGGAGACAUAUCUCCAAAUGCUGCCUCGAAGCUUGGCCAGCUCUGCCAAGCUCUAGACUCAGGGGAAUUUGCUGCUGCCCUACACAUCCAGGUGGUUCUGACAACAAGUGACUGGGAUGAGUGCAACUUCUGGCUUGCAGCUCUCAAACGAAUGAUCAAGACGAGGCAGAGCGUGAGAUUGAAUUAAGGUAGAAAUCCCUCAAAGCAGGACAAAUCUGUCCUAUUUUAUGCAGGAAUGGCAGUCUUCUGGUAUUGAACUCAUUUUUUCUGCUUGUACACAUGAGUGCCAAUUAUUCAGGUGAAUGAAUGGGUUAUGCUUUUCUUCUUCUUCUUCUUUGGGGUCUCGCCUAUAUCCUUAAUAACUUUUUGACUUCCCCCUUGUGCCCUUCUCAUGAUUUGUCUAAGCAGAGCCAUAAAUACAGUUUAGUCCCUUAACAGAGUUUGCAGGGCAUUGAGGAGUUUGCCUGUUGAUUAUUUCGGUCUAACAUUCAUCGCAGUGCAUUGAGGUGUAGAGUUGUCUUCUCCUUUUCUUCGGUUGCUUGUUCCAUGUUUUAUUUUGUAAUUUAAAUUAUUCAACAUAUUGACUUUUGAUCUCUAAACGCUGCAAAAUGCAUUGUUUGAACUUGCUUUAAAGCUGCAGUUCUACAUGCAUCAGGGGUAGCAAGGAGACAGCCCUUGUAUGGAAAUCUUCAUCAGUUUUUUCAGCCCUCCCACCUACAAAUCUGAGGGUUCAUUUGUCUUUUUACAAUUUUCUACUUAUUGGUGGUGAUUCUGAAUGCUGUUGUGCAGUUUCUGUGGCUUCAUUUUUCUUUUCUAUUUUAUGUAAAACCCCACCGCAGAUUAAUAAAAUAAUGCUACCAAAAAAACUAUUACCUA